Monopterus albus (swamp eel) is the source of this 921-nucleotide messenger RNA. It is a transcript of the gene neurl2, whose product is annotated as neuralized E3 ubiquitin protein ligase 2. The transcript has 2 exons. Lineage: Eukaryota; Metazoa; Chordata; Actinopteri; Synbranchiformes; Synbranchidae. Gene Ontology annotation, biological process: intracellular signal transduction. Bases 1 to 873 code for a protein of 290 amino acids. The record is from RefSeq and is a predicted model, not a curated record. Gene Ontology annotation, molecular function: ubiquitin protein ligase activity.
AUGGAGCCCUUUCCUGACCAGUUCAUGGAAUUCCACCCCAUCCAUGGUACCAAUGUUAGACUGGACCACUCAGGAACCCAGGCCACACGGGUGGAGAGCUUUGCCAAUGGAGUGUGUUUCAGCAAACAGCCACUGAAGCCUGGGGAGAUAUUUCUUAUUGAGAUAGAGGAUAAGGAGCUGGGCUGGUGUGGCCACCUCCGGAUUGGCUUGACAGCCAGGGACCCUAGGACCUUAGAGGUGGUACCGGAAUACUCCAUCCCAGACCUGACAGAGUUAGGGGACAGUUGGGUCUUUGCCAUCACUCGCAACCACAACAAGAUCUUAGAUGAACCUGAGGUCCAAGAGGCAGGAGACAGAGGACUGGCUGGGGGACAGAGACUUGGUCGAGGGGAGGAUGGAGAUAUGGGAGGAGGAGACAACAUGAAGCCAAAGAUGUUCUUCACCGACUCUCACUUGUUCAUUGAAAAUUUUCGAAUCCCCAAAGAUAAACUGGUUGGUAGGAGCCGACCCGGACGGUAUAGCCACAUUUUGGACGACUUGUAUAAGACCAACAUCCUACCUCCCACAGCCAGACGUAGCAGGAUAGGUGUACUAUACGUGCCUAAAGGGACAGACCUGGGUGAUAUGCAUAUCAUCAUCAAUGGUGAGGACAUGGGAGCUUCUGCAAAAGGGAUCCCCACCAUCCAGCCUCUCUAUGCUGUGGUGGAUGUCUUUGCUGCUACUAAAUGCGUCCGAAUUGUCCAGGUGGAGUAUGGAUUCUCAUCUUUACAAACGCUGUGUAGAAAGGCCAUCCAGAAGCACGUUGUCCACAGGAUGGCCAUUGACUGGCUGGAGCUGCCAGCAGUGCUCAAGCACUACUGCCAGUAUGAAUAAAGGACGUAGACCUGACAGCAAUGUCACUUCUGAACUCAUGCAACUUCU